Ostrea edulis (European flat oyster) is the source of this 2489-nucleotide messenger RNA. RefSeq lists its product as uncharacterized. Bases 169 to 654 code for a protein of 161 amino acids. Lineage: Eukaryota; Metazoa; Mollusca; Bivalvia; Ostreida; Ostreidae. The record is from RefSeq and is a predicted model, not a curated record. The transcript is spliced from 5 exons.
GUGAUGUUACACUGGCAUACUUUUCAUGAAUUAAUCUGAUGUGACGCGUCGCGGGUCACACCUUCAUGUAUUUUUAAAAUGAAAUUUGAUUUUUAAAUAUCAUUGUAACGGAAUCCAUUACAUGGUUAUAUAUAAACGUAAAACUUCCUGUUUGUUGAGUACAAAGUGAUGGCUGGGUUAGAUGUAAACUUGUUGGUGUUUGGAAUGCUUGCACUCUUUUUCCAAAGUAACUGUAAAACCAACAGAGGAAUGUGUGGGCCACCACGAUUUGACGGAUCACCGUUCUGCUGUCCUUUCUUCUAUAUUGAUGGUGACCAGUGUGUAGAGUGCCUAGCGGGGUAUAAAACAGAUAAAAGAAACACCUGUACGGAGCCUUGUGAUUUUCCUGAUUAUGGUGCCUACUGUCAAAGUACUUGUAAUUGUUCUCAAGAAAAUUGUCAUCACGUCAACGGGUGCUCUGUGUUAGGUACCACAGCGAGUCUUGUAACUACAACAGAAACCACGCUCUUCAGUGCAAUUGGAACUAUUUCAGGUACCACAGCGAGUCUAGUAACUACAAUAGAAGCCACGCUCUGUAGUACAUGUAAGUACCCGAUGUAUAAAUGUUCCAUAGUCUAUUCUUCUCUCUUUGACACAAAUGAAGGGUUGAUAUAAUCAAUCUAGGAUGAUUGUCUAUGUGGUUUUUCAUUAUGAUAUCUUUAAACGUUAAUGAUCCAUCUUAUGAUUAUUGAUAUUAACUCUCGUCAAAAUCUGGAAAAGUUAUUUAAAUCACAUAUUUUACCACAUUGUUUGUUUUUGGAAUUGGGGCCAACGUUAAGUUUAAGAGAUUUUUUAUUCGUAUGAAUCAUGCAUUAGGCAUACAAUUUUAUCGAAUGAAUGUGUAGCGUCGACGUCAUUUGCAGAACGCCAAAUCAGGCAUGUAGAACUAGAUUUAAUAGACUUCCAUUUAGAGCGAAAAUGAAAAUGGCUGCUACCAAAUAUAUGGAUCAUUUGGCCAUAUCUGAAAAUCCACAGGCACAUGAUUAUUCUUAUUCUAUCAAUACAUGUGUCAAUAUAUUAAAUCCUAUAUCAAGUGUGUAUUGAUUUAGAUACCACUGAGUUGUUAUUCCUGAUUCAAAAUUUCAACUCAGUUCCUUUCAAAACCACAUUUAAUGUUAUAAUACAUCAGACAUGCUUUGGACCAAAUUCCUCAGCUACAAUACGCAGAGAGGAAGGACAGAUCUUAUAUCUGGCUGGCGUAUAUGAUAUAUUGGCUUAACGCCCAUAUACUGUUGGUGAUUUUAUCUACAUUGGCAAAAUUGAGUUCCUACAGUCGUGAGAUUUCAAGGAGAGGACACAGCAAAAUAGAUAUUGUAAUUUCGGCUCCUAUUUUUAAACUGUGUCGAAUAUACAAUAUUGUUAUGGAUAAAACAAAAGUAAUGAUAACGAACAGUAAUCCAUCUCAGAAAUCCUAUAAAGAAUACAAAAUAGAGAGAUGGGCAAACACGGACCCCUGGACACACCAGAGGUAGGAUCAGGUGCCUGGGAGGAGUAAAUAUCCCUGUUGAUGGGUCACACUCGCAUCGAACCCUUUGUUAUGGAAAACGAUCACUACUUGCGUUGUUUUACUAAUAUAUCUAAGACUCGGUCAGAUAUAUCAAUGAAAUAUUUUUAUAUUCCCAAAACGUAGAUACACGUAUACGGCAUAUGCCAGUAGGGAAGACUUUGAUGAAUAUCCAGACAACAAUUUUACCCCUGUAGAAUUAUCUAUAUAUCAAAGUAUUUAUUUCCCUAAGUGUAUACUGUUUUCUGGAUUAUCAGAAAUCAUUUUAGAUAAUAAAGAAAAUUAUUUACAUUUGAAGAAUUCGCGAGCGCGUUAAUGGCAUGCAUCACGUAAACAGCAUAUCGGGGCAUACAUUUCAAAAUUAAAAAUGGAGGUAAGUAGCUACUAUAUUACAAUUCUCUGGAUCAUUCUGUCUACACCAUGAAUGUGAGAAUUCGGAUAGGGGGACUACCAUCACAUUAACAGCCCGCCAUUUCAAGAUUUGAUGGUUCCAUGUUGUGCUGUACUUUCUUCUAUGCUGGUGUUGACCAGCAUGUAGGUAAGUUGUAUACUAUCAACAUUCAUUGACUUUGUUCUCAUAAUUAUUCCUCUAAAAUCUCUUAUUAUCAAACGAAAAACAGUAUUUUAUUAUUGAAAAACAACAACAAAAAACCCACAAAAAAUUAUGUAAAAUAAAUGAGAGAUUGUACUGAUCACUAUUUCGAUGGUGAAAAUAAUCUUGAAGAUAAUAGAAAGUGUAUAUAUCAAAUAGACUUGUCGGUGUUUUGCCAGUAAUCUCUAAACUUUUUAACGAGCCAUUCACAUACAACUUUUUGAAUAUUUCAAAUUCAUUCUACACACUUUCAUUUUAGAUUGCAGAUAUGGGUAUGGAAUCCAUCUUGCUUAGGAAAAUUGGAAGAGGACAUUAGAUUGGAACAAGUAUGUAGGGAUCAUCCUUAUGGAUCUC